GUAAACGCGGCCUUCGCUUUCUAGUAGCAGGCUACUAUAUAAACUGGCCAGUUCGAUCAACUAAACAUCAAAUCAAGCUCACAGCUCUAAGUAGUCACAACUACCAAACAAAAAACCAAUCAACAUGAAAUUCUUCGCCGUCUGCUUCUUCGCUGUUGUGGCUGUGGCUGCUGCUAAGCCAGGAAUCGUGGCUCCUCUGGCCGCCGCUCCUCUGGCUUAUACCGCUCCGGCUGUGGUGGGCAGUGCCGCCUACGUGGCUCCCUACGCCUCCAGCUACACCGCCAACACUGUAGCCCACAGCGCUGCUUUCCCCGCCGCCUACACCGCUCCAAUUGCUGCUGCCUACACCGCUCCCAUCGCCGCGCCCGUUGCUGCCGCUUACACCGCUCCGGUUGCCGCUGCUUACGCCGCCCCUGCUGCCUACACCGCUGCCUAUACCGCUCCCGUGGCUGCAGCCUACACUGCCCCCAUUGCCCGUUAUGCCGCCGCCACCCCCUUCGCUGCUCCCAUCGCCGCCCCAGUAGCAGCCGCCUACACCGCCCCUAUCGCCGCAGCCGCUGCCCCCGUCCUCCUCAGGAAGUAAGCAGUCCGUCUACGAAUCCCAUCUUGACCGAUUUGUGUAAAUAAAGAAAUGUAUAUACCACGAA
This is a messenger RNA of Drosophila eugracilis, 647 nucleotides long. RefSeq names its product pupal cuticle protein C1B. Bases 125 to 583 code for a protein of 152 amino acids. The record is from RefSeq and is a predicted model, not a curated record. NCBI's taxonomy places the organism in Eukaryota, Metazoa, Arthropoda, Insecta, Diptera, Drosophilidae. The transcript has 2 exons.